Messenger RNA from Momordica charantia (bitter melon), 714 nucleotides. The record is from RefSeq and is a predicted model, not a curated record. Lineage: Eukaryota; Viridiplantae; Streptophyta; Magnoliopsida; Cucurbitales; Cucurbitaceae.
GAGAGGUCGCUAGAGUGGAACGAUUUGCGGUCAAAAAACGUCGGCCGGCUGUGUUUGGGAUCUGGAGGAGAGAGCAAAAUCAAAUUAACCAAAAAAUCGGACACAAUGGAAAUCGCCCUGCUCCCGGUGGAGUGCCUCUAUUCCAUUUUCGCCUUCACGUCGCCGAAGGACGUCUGCAGAUUCGCCGCCGUCUCGCCGGCGUUCAGAUCCGCCGCCGAUUCCGACGCUCUCUGGAACACUUUUCUGCCGGCGGAUUACUCGGCCAUCAUUUCUCAGUCCUCGUCUCUGAAUUCCUUAUCCAAGAAGGCUCUCUACUUCCAUCUCUGCGACAAUCCUCUUCUCAUCGCCACUGGAAAUUCGAGCUUUGUGUUGGAGAAAGAGAGCGGGAGGAGAUGUUAUAUGAUAGGAGCAAGAGAUUUGGACAUUAUUUGGGGGAAUUCGACAGAAUAUUGGACUUGGAAAUCCCUCCCUGAAUCAAGGUUUUCCCAAGUGGCUGAACUGAACUUUGUGUGGUGGCUUGAGAUCAAAGGGAAGAUAGAGGGUAGAGAGUUAAGUCCCAAAACCAAGGGCCGAGGUCGAGGAGGGGAAAAUGGUGCUGUUGGACCCUCCUGAAGGAACUCCUACAGAAUUUCAUGAGAGAGCCGAUGGGUGGAUGGAGAUUGAGAUGGGCGAAUUCUUUAACGAAUUAGGAGAUGACGGCUCCAUUGUUUUCAA